ACUCAACACCACCACCACUCCAUCUCCAUUACCAUUAUUUGCUUUGUACUUUGGAUUCCUUAACGCUGUAAGAAGGAAAACACCACCAGCUCCGGGGUAAUAACAUGGCGGAUGGUAGUAGUUGUUCGUCGGAUUCAGGCUGCAUCAGUAGAGAGAUCAUGCUGUUUGGUGUCAGGGUGGUUCUUGAUCCGAUGAGAAAGAGUGUGAGUUUGAACAACUUGUCUGAGUACGAGCAGACGGAGGAGAUCCCAAAGAUCAUCAUCGCCGAGGAUGAAAAGAACAAAACCUCCUCUGGUUACGCCUCCGCGGACGACGCUGUUCCGAUCUCUUCUAGCCGAGAGAGGAAACGAGGAGUUCCAUGGACAGAGGAAGAGCACAAGCUGUUCUUGCUUGGGCUGAAGAAAGUAGGGAAAGGAGAUUGGAAAGGAAUAUCUAAAAACUUUGUCAAGAGCAGGACGUCUACGCAAGUAGCUAGUCACGCUCAGAAAUACUUCCUCCGGCGAAGUAAUCUCAACCGUCGCCGGCGAAGAUCUAGCCUCUUUGACAUGACAACUGACACGGUCAUGCCCAUGGAAAAAGAUCAGAUGCUUAUGCAUGAGAACAUGUCACAACCAUCUUCUCUUGUACCUGAGAUCAAGAUACACCCGGUUAUGCAAAUCUUUCCUGAGUUCCCGGUACCAACAUCUGGUGAUAAUGCAUCAAGGAACCAUCUGGUUCCAUUUACUUUUCAAGCAAGGCCUGAACCCAUCUCUCUCAGCCUCACACUAGCCUCAUCUAAUCUUAAUGACCCGUCUUCCUCAAGGCACUCAGCAUUCAACACGAUUGGAGUUGCUUAGAGAAACC
Brassica oleracea var. oleracea is the source of this 843-nucleotide messenger RNA. RefSeq names its product transcription factor MYB1R1. The record is from RefSeq and is a predicted model, not a curated record. The transcript has 3 exons. NCBI's taxonomy places the organism in Eukaryota, Viridiplantae, Streptophyta, Magnoliopsida, Brassicales, Brassicaceae. Gene Ontology annotation, molecular function: DNA binding. Bases 105 to 836 code for a protein of 243 amino acids. Gene Ontology annotation, biological process: response to ethylene; response to gibberellin; response to auxin.